Salvia miltiorrhiza (redroot sage) is the source of this 1212-nucleotide messenger RNA. RefSeq names its product NADPH-dependent aldehyde reductase 1, chloroplastic. NCBI's taxonomy places the organism in Eukaryota, Viridiplantae, Streptophyta, Magnoliopsida, Lamiales, Lamiaceae. Gene Ontology annotation, molecular function: oxidoreductase activity. The transcript is spliced from 3 exons. Bases 153 to 1034 code for a protein of 293 amino acids. The record is from RefSeq and is a predicted model, not a curated record.
CCUCCGCCGCUCUCCACUCCAUAAAUUAUGCUCUUUUCCCCAUCUCCUCUCCUUCCCAAAUCCACACUCGCAAUCUCCUCCAUCGCCACGUCACUUUCAAAUCUCACUCAUCACCAAUCACUCCACUCCCCAAGUUUCUGCAGAUCCGAUCAAUGGCUUCCGGCGACAAACAAUUCCCACCGCAGAGACAGGAUGCUCAGCCAGGAAAAGAGCACCUCAUGGACCCCACUCCCCGCGCCGCCACCGCAGACUACAAGCCAGCUGACAAGCUCGUCGGCAAGGUGGCGCUGGUGACCGGCGGCGACUCCGGGAUCGGGCGCGCCGUGGCGCACUGCUUCGCGCUGGAGGGCGCCACGGUGGCCUUCACGUACGUGAAGGGGCAGGAGGACAAGGACGCGAGCGACACGCUCAGCAUGCUCUCCGGCGCCAAGCACCGGGACGCCAAGGACCCCGUCGCCAUACCCACCGAUCUCGGCUACGACGACAACUGCCGCCGCGUGGUCGACGAGGUCGUCAACAGCUUCGGCCGGAUCGACAUCCUCGUCAACAACGCCGCCGAGCAGUACGAGGCCGGCUCUGUCGAGGAGAUCGACGAGCCCCGCCUCGAUCGGGUGUUCAGGACCAACAUCUACUCCUACUUCUUCACCACCAGGCACGCGUUGAAGCACAUGAAGGAGGGGAGCAGCAUCAUCAACACGACGUCGGUGAACGCGUACAAGGGGAACGCGAAGCUGCUGGACUACACGGCGACGAAGGGGGCGAUCGUGGCGUUCACGCGGGGGCUGGCGCUGCAGCUGGCGCAGAAGGGGAUACGGGUGAACGGGGUGGCGCCGGGGCCGAUUUGGACUCCUCUGAUCCCGGCGUCGUUCACGGAGGAGGAGAGCGCCAGUUUCGGGCAGCAGACGCCGAUGGGGAGGGCGGGGCAGCCGCACGAGGUGGCGCCGUCGUACGUGUUUCUGGCUUGCAACGUGGACUCGUCGUACAUAUCGGGGCAGGUCAUCCACCCUAACGGAGGAACAAUCGUCAAUGGCUGAUCCAAUCCCAAUCAACUACGCUUUUGCCUACUUGGCUCUUAUAUAUAGUUGGUGGAUGGGUUUCUGGAGGGGCGACUCUUUAUACAUGUGUGUGUGUAAUGUGAAUGGAGUGUAAUGCAACUAGUAAAAGUGAAUACCGUUUUCAUCUUAAAUAAAUUAUGUGUGUAAUUGGAUCGUA